GUUUCUAGAAGAAGGGAGCUUAGAAGAGGCUGAAAUACAAAAGCAGAGGAUUGAACAGCUGCAGAGAGAAAGGCGGCGGGUCUUGGAAGAAAAUAAGGUGGAGCACCAGCCGCGGUUUUUCAGGUAAUCUGGAGCUCUCAAAAUGUUUGCCAAAGCAACAAGGAAUUUUCUUAGAGAAGUUGAUGCUGGAGGUAACCUGAUCACAGUAUCAAAUUUGAAUGACUCUGAUAAAUUACAACUUCUAAGUCUGGUGACCAAAAAAAAGAGAUUGUGGUGCUGGCAGAGACCCAAAUACCAGUUUUUAUCUGUCACCCUGGGAGAUGUACUCACAGAAGACCAGUUUCUGAGUCCAGUGGUCGUGGAGUCGGACUUUGUGAAGUACGAGGGCAAGUUUGAAAACCAUGUGAGUGGGACCCUGGAGACGGCAUUGGGGAAGGUCAAGCUGAACAUUGGUGGCAAAGGCCUCGUGGAGAGUCAGUCCUCGUUUGGAACCCUGAGGAAGCAGGAGGUGGACUUGCAGCAGCUCAUUGGAGUUGCCCAGGAGAGAACAAUAAAUCUGAAGAAUUCAGUGCUGCAGCAGGUGCUGGAGAGGAAGAAUGAGGUCCUGUGUGUCCUGACACAGAAGAUAGUGACGACGCGGAAGUGUGUGAUAUCCGAGCACGUCCAGAUCGAGGAGAAGUGCGGUGGCAUGGUGGGGAUCCAGACCAAGACCGUGCAGGUGUCAGCGACGGAGGAUGGGAACAUCAUCAAGGACAGCAAUGUGGUGCUGGAAAUCCCGGCUCCCACCACCAUCGCCUACGGUGUCAUCGAGCUGUAUGUGAGAGCAGACGGCCAGUUCGAAUUCUGCCUCCUGCAAGGGAAGCACGGGGGCUUCGAGCACGAGAGGAGAAGUGACUCUGCCUUCCUGGACCUCCUGCCCUUACGAGAGUUUGCGUUCUGGGACACGCCAGAUGCUGGGCAAGGGCUGCCUGCCUCGGAUGGGCCACUGAGUGUUUUAAAACAAGCCCCUCUGUUCUUGGAGAGGAAUUUCCAUCCCUUUGUGGAACUGCCAGAGCAGCAACAGAGAGCUCUGAAUGACGUCCUCCAGGCGGUCCUGUUUGAUGAAGAAUUACUCUUGGUUCUGGAGCAAGUGUGUGAGGACAUAGUCAGCAGCCUGUCACCCUCAUUGGCGGUGCUGGGGAAGCUGAAGCCUUCACAGCAGCGGGACCUCGUGGCCUUCCUGCGGCUAGUGGGGUACAGUGUGCAGGGCGAGUGUCCAGGCCCAGAGGAUGUGGUCCACAACCAGAAACUCCUUUCUACGGCCUACUUCUUGGUCAGUGCGCUAGCAGAAAUGCCAGAUAACGCAGCAGGUCUGCUGGGCACUUGUUGUAAGCUCCAGAUUAUUCCUACACUGUGCCAUCUGCUCCAUGCUCUGUCUGAUGAUGGUGUGUCUGAUCUUGAAGACCCAGUCUUGGCUCCACUGAAAGAUACAGAAAGGUUUGGGAUCGUGCAGCGUCUGUUUGCCUCAGCUGACAUUAACCUGGAGAGACUGCAACCUUCUGUGAAAGUUGCCACCCGGAAGGACCCUAACGUUUUCCCACUGAUUCUUUAUAUAAGCCUGAAUGGACUCUCUGCUUUGGGCAGAGCACAGUAACAGUGUCAUAUGUGGAUUACAGGACAGAGGGGGCCAGUUCAAGGACAAGAGAGCAGUCGGUCAGCCAGCCAGCAAGGAAGGGGACUUCGGUCCUACAACUGCAUGCAACUGGAGUCCAACAACAACAUGCAAGAGCCUGGACGCAGAUUCUCCUCCAGACCUGCAGGUAAGAGCCCGGGCAGGGCCUGGGAGACAGCUUCACUUUAGCCUGGUGAAACUUGUGUUGGACUUCAGACCUACAGAACUGAGAUGAUAAGUUUGUAUUUUAAGCUGCUAAGUUUGUGGUAAUUUGUUACUGCAGUGAUAGAAAACUAACAGGUAGUAUAAGACGGAAGAAUGAACCACACACAGUUGGACCCUUGAACAACAUGAGUUUGAACUGCACAGGUCCACUUAUAUGGGGAUUUUUUUCAAUAAACACUACAGUACUAUACAAUCCACAGAUGCCCACCCAUGCAUACCAAGGGAUGAUUUACUUAAAACCUAUUUUUAUUUUGGAAUAUAGGUGAAAAACUCUUUGACAUAAAGCAUAACAAUAUUUUCUUGGAUCAGUCCCCCAAGGCUAAAUAAAUAAAAGCAAACAUAAGCAAAUGGGACUGAGUUAAACUUAAAAGCUUUUGCACAGCAAAUGAAACCAUCAACUAAACAAAAAGGCAGCCUAUGGAAUGGGAGAAAAUAUUUGCAAAUGAGGCUGCUGACAAGGGGUUAAUAUCCAAAAUAUACAAACAGCUCAUACAACUCAAUCAUAGAAAAAAACCAAUCAAAAAAUGCACAGAAGACGUGAAUAGAUAUUUUCCCAAAGAAGAUAUAGGGAUGGCCAACAGGCACAUGAAAAGAUGCUCAACACUGCUAAUUAUUAGAAAAAUGCAAAUCAAACCCACAAUGAAGUAUCACCUCAAACUGGUCAGAAUGGCUAUUAUCAAAAAGCCUACAACAACAAAUGUUGGAGAGGAUGUGGAGAAAAGGGAACCUUUGUAUACUGCUGGUGGGAGUGUAAAUCAGUGCAGCCACUACAGAAAACGGUAUGGCGGUUCCUCAAAAACUAAAAAUAGAACUAACGUGAUCCAGCAAUCCCACUAUCUGGAAAAAAUGAAACCAUUAAUUUGAAAAGAUACAUGCACCCCAAUGUUCACAGCGUCAUUACUUACAAUAGCAAAGACAUGGAAGCAACCUGAGUCCCCAUCGCGAGAUGACUGCAUUAAGAAGAUGUGGUGUACAGAUGGAGAGAUAUACUAUGUUCUUGGAUUGGAAGAAUCAAUACUGUGAAAAUGACUAUGCUACCCAAAGCAAUCUACAGAUUCAAUGCAAUCCCUAUCAAAUUACCAGUGGCAUUUUUUACAGAACUAGAACAAAAAAUCUUAAAAUUUGUAUGGAGACGCAAAAGACCCCGAACAGCCAAAGCAGUCUGGAGGGGAAAAAACGGAGCUGGAGGAAUCAGACUUCCUGACUUCAGCCUAUACUACAGAGCUACAGUAAUCAAGACAAUAUGGUACUGGCACAAAAACAGAAAUACAGAUCAAUGGAAUAGGAUAGAAAGCCCAGAAAUAAACCCACGCUCCUAUGGUCAACUAAUCUAUGACAAAGGAGGCAAGGAUAUACAAUGGAGAAAAGACAGUCUCUUCAAUAAGUGGUGCUAGGAAAACUGGACAGCCACAUGUAAAAGAAUGAAAUUAGAACACUCCCUAACACCAUACACAAAAAGAACAUCAAAAUGGAUUAGAGACCUAUACGUAAGACCAGACACUGUAAAACUCUUAGAGGAAAACAUAGGAAGAACACUCUUUGACAUAAAUCACAGCAAGAUCCUUUUUGACCCACCUCCUAGAGUAAUGGAAAUAAAAACAAAAAUAACAAAUGGGACCUAAUGAAACUUAAAAGCUUUGGCAAAGCAAAGGAAACCAUAAACAAGAUGGAAAGACAAUCCUCAGAAUGGGAGAAAAGAUUUGCAAACGAAGCAAACGGACAAAGGAUUAAUCUCCAAAGUAUAUAAACAGCUCAUGCACCUCAAUAUUAAAAAAACAACCCAAUCCAAAAAUGGGCAGAAGACCUAAACAGACAUUUCUCCAAAGAAGAUAUACAGAGUGCCAACAAACACAUGAAAGAAUGCUCAACAUCACUAAUCAUUAGAGAAAUGCAAAUCAAAACGACAAUGAGAUAUCAUCUCACACCAGUCAGAAUGGCCAUCAUCAAAAAAUCUAGAAACAAUAAAUGCUGGAGAGGGUGUGGAGAAAAGGGAACCCUCUUACACUGUUGGUGGGAAUGUAAAUUGAUACAGCCACUGUGGAGAACAGUAUGGAGGUUCCUUAAAAAGCUACAAAUAGAACUACCAUAUGACCCAGCAAUCCCACUACUGGGCAUAUACCCUGAGAAAACCAUAAUUCAAAAAGAGUCAUGUACCAAAAUGUUCAUUGCAGCUCUAUUUACAAUAGCCCAGAGAUGGAAACAACCUAAGUGUCCAUCAUCGGAUGAAUGGAUAAAGAAGAUGUGGCACAUAUAUACAAUGGAAUAUUACUCAGCCAUAAAAAGAGACGAAAUUGAGCUAUUUGUAAUGAGGUGGAUAGACCUAGAGUCUGUCAUACAGAGUGAAGUAAGUCAGAAAGAGAGAGACAAAUACCGUAUGCUAACACAUAUAUAUGGAAUUUAAGAAAAAAAAAAUGUCACGAAAAACCUAGGGGUGAAACAGGAAUAAAGACACAGACUUACUAGAGAAUGGACUUGAGGCUAUGGAGAGGGGGAAGGGUAAACGGUGACAAAGCGAUAAAGAGGCAUGGACAUAUAUACACUACCAAACGUAAGGUAGAUAGCUAGUGGGAAGCAGCCGCAUAGCACAGGGAGAUCAGCUCGGUGCUUUGUGACCGCCUG
Molecule: messenger RNA, 4495 nt
Organism: Orcinus orca (killer whale)
Lineage: Eukaryota; Metazoa; Chordata; Mammalia; Artiodactyla; Delphinidae
Gene: GSDME
Product: gasdermin E
Exons: 11
Coding region: 143-1633 (496 amino acids)
Biological process (GO): programmed cell death
Cellular component (GO): cytoplasm
Source: RefSeq, a predicted model, not a curated record